UUCAACAACUGCUGGCGGCUUAAACAAAUUUAAAAAAAAUCGUUGAGCAUUAAUGAGUAAAUAAAUUAAAUUUGCAUUGUUCUUCUAAAUCGUUUAAUAGGGUUUUUAAUAAUCAAACAAAAUGUGCCUCCUGCGCGGUCGUCUCAGCGUCUGGCCAGCUCUUGCAUUGGCCCUGCUGUCUCUCUUGGCCGUAAUCGAGGCCAGGCCACAGAGGAACCUGCAACAUGUGGCCGUGGUGGAGAAUGCCGCCUGGGAGCAGACGCUGCCUCAGCAGUUUCAGAAUCCCUUUUACAAGACGCCAAGGGUGAGGGAUGCUUUGGCCAGAUCCAGUUGGUUUGGACCAGGCGAGGAGGUGGUUUACGACCGUCAGGCUGAGAAAAUUCCACGCAUGGAAAUCUACAAUGUGCUGUCGCAUGCCGGCUUAAUACCACGCCGGCGUUUCCUCUAA
Drosophila kikkawai is the source of this 448-nucleotide messenger RNA. RefSeq lists its product as uncharacterized. NCBI's taxonomy places the organism in Eukaryota, Metazoa, Arthropoda, Insecta, Diptera, Drosophilidae. The record is from RefSeq and is a predicted model, not a curated record.